This is a messenger RNA of Syzygium oleosum, 3212 nucleotides long. RefSeq lists its product as uncharacterized. Bases 41 to 2743 code for a protein of 900 amino acids. The record is from RefSeq and is a predicted model, not a curated record. The transcript is spliced from 7 exons. Lineage: Eukaryota; Viridiplantae; Streptophyta; Magnoliopsida; Myrtales; Myrtaceae.
UCUCUCUCUCUGUCUACCUGCAGCAGCGGCAGCAGCAGCAAUGGAGACGCCCCGCGGCUCGGCGAAGCGGAAGCGCCCGACCUCGUCUCUCUUCGCCCCCCUCUUCAGCCUCUUCACCCGCUCCGAAGCUCCCGCCGCCGACCCUCGCCGCAAGCUCCCCCGGCGGAACCUCGACCUCCUCCUCCCCGACGACGCCGGCGGCGGAGGCGGCGGCGGCGAGGGCUCGUCUCGCGCCCUCCUCAUCAAAGAUCUCCGCAGCCGGCGCGUCUUCUCCCUCAGCCCGAAGCCGAAGUCGUGCGGCGGCGGCGGCGGCGGGGACCGGUUCGGUCCGGAUCGCGGGGAGGGGAAGCUCGAGGAACCCGGCUCGCCGCCGCGCGGGGACGAGGGCGAGGGUGAGGCCGGUAAGGGCGAUGUGGACGCGACUUUGUCUUCGAUUAUUAGGGAGUACUGCUCUGAGGAGGAUGGUGGGAUGGAUUUGUACAAGGAUGAUGAUGAGAUGUCGGGAGAGGACGAAGGACUCGCACAGGCGGAUUUUUGGGCCGAGCGCGGUGGAGCGAACGACGAGGAAAGCAAUCGGAUGCCCCCCGAUUCGCCCGAGAAGGACGUCGCCGCCACUGAGACGGCGAAGGGAUCGGACGAUUCCGGCGACGACUGCGUCCAGACCACUCCCCCCGAAGCGACGGAUGUAAUCCUGAGCCCGGAUGUGGAAGAAAGUGGAGGCAAUUGCGAACUCCAGAGGGCAGAUCCGCUUUCGGUUGAGCCGCCGCAGGAAUCCUCCCAGGAUGAAGGUUCUGGAGCUGAACUUAGUAAAGGAAACGACGACUCCGCUUCGAAGGGCGAACCGGGUCUUAAUCCGCGUUUUAAAUUGAGAAGAAGAAUAUACAAGAGGCCUGGCUCGAUCAGCUACAGGCGAUUGCUCCCUUACUUGACAGACAUGGCAAUGGAAGAUUCCUGCACUACUAGAGAUUCCGGGAGUCAAAAGCAUGAAAAGGGUAUGGAAGAAAAGCCACCACACGCCUCUAUCAGCUCUGGCUACAAAGAUAUUCCCAUGGAUGAAUCUAGUAAGCAUGGAUCUGACAAACCUAUGGCCACAACUGUUCCCCUGGUUAUGCCAACAGUCGAUAUAUCGAAGGAUAGAAACUGUCCUGACACCCCUGCUAUGGUGAACAAAGACUCGGGCAAUCGAGUUAUUGAUGGCCAGAUAGAUAUUGGAAAGCCUGAAUUGAUCAUACAAGGCUCUACUCUCUGUGCCGAUAGUAAAGUCGGAACUUAUACUGAUGUUGGAAAAGAAAAAGGAGAGGCGGAGGUAAUUGAUGGUAGGCUUUCUGGAAUGGCUGAUGAUUUGAACAGUGUAAAAUCAGUCUCAUCUUUGUCUGAGGAGGAGAAUAUAGUUGAUCAAUGCUUCCAUGAACAGAAGCAUACGAUGGAUGGUGGAAUGAAACGAUUUCAGCUUAUUUCUCCACCCAAUUCCAGCAGCGGAGAAAAUGGCAACUCAAUUUUCGCAGAAACCAGAGGUAGUGAUCGUGUUGUGGUUUUGAAUCGGACGAUUGAUACAAAUGAAGCAAGAUUAAUCCCCUCAUCAGAUUCAGGGAUUUUUGGAGAACCAGGGGUAAAUGAAACUGAAGGUAACAAAAUUAAAAUUGUUACGGCUAGUGCAAAUGGGGUGCCACAGAAUUCUCCUAGCAAUACCAGUAACGUGGGCUACUCCAUUCCUGACCAAAAUAGCGGAAAUUCUACAAAGAGCAAAAUGGUGCUAAAUCCAUGCUCGAGACUGAAGGUGUUCAAAAAUCCAAAUUCAUUCAGUUACAAGAGGAUGCUGCCCUAUCUUAUGGAAAUUGCAAAAGAUGACUCUUGUACCCCAGGAAAUGGUCAAUGCUUGAAACUUCUGACUAGGUCUAAAGAGGAGUCUUCUUCACCACCUGUGCUCUCUGACUCUCAGAACUUUCCAACUGAUAAGUGCAAUGGUGAUCGUGGUUCAGCUGAUCUUAACAUUAGCUCUCCAACAUCAGUGGCACAUGGUACUUGUUUGCAAAAGGAUGAAGAUAUUCUUGCCGAACAUGUCAUACAAAGUACAGAUAGCGAGUACGAAUCUUCUUAUGGUAUUGUGAAUGCGAGAGAUGAAGGGCAUCUGCAGGCAGCAUCAUCAUAUCCUAUUGCUGUUCAUCAAUUGAAAGAGGAUUCCCACACUAUGUCACGUCAGUCAUCUGAACAUGUUGGGGGGUUACAUGGAAAUUCAACACCAGAACUUUCUUCUGAUGCAAAAGAAACAGGAGCAGAGGGACCAAUGCAACAUCUUUCUCAAAUUGGGGCUUCAGAUCUGUACGGGUUUCCUGAUGAAGCUUCAAGAAGGGGAAUUUUGAAAAGAAAUCCGCGAGGAUGCCGUGGGCUGUGUAGUUGUUUGACCUGUGCUUCCUUCCGGCUCAAUGCAGAAAGGGCAUUUGAGUUCUCAAGGAACCAGAUGAAGGAUGCUGAAGAAAUGACUUUUGAUUUGAUAGAUCAACUAUCUCAACUAAGGAGCAUAGUGGAAAAAAUCAACUGUGGUGCUAGCAAUCUUGCUAUGCUGCAGGAAUCUCAGGUAAGAGAAGCUUGUAGAAGAGCAUCAGAAGCUGAAGAAGUAGCAAAACACCGCCUUUCUCAAAUGAAUGAUGAACUCAAUAUCCACUGUAGAGCUGUUCGCUUGCAUCGCCCGAGGGUAAUGUUCAAUGACAGCACAGAAAACCAACUGCAAAGCAAAGGGUCUUGAGUAAUGUCCUUGUUGAUUCUGUUCUAUUUGUGCAACACUAGUAUCGUUUGAAGAUGUUAGGAAUUAUUUGAAGUAGCAAGGUCAGAGAUCUGAUCGGGUCAACGUGAGUUGGGUGCGCUUUAUGGAACCUGGAGAUGAGGGAUGAUACUGGCUUUGACGUGGUCGGAUGUAAAGAUUUCCCAUAGAAUAUGGUUGGAGCAUUGAGGUGCACAUUAUGCAGUCUUAUUUGGCCAAAGCACGAUAGUACGGUUCAGGGGAACGAGUUUUAGAUUCAGAGUAUGUUAAAGCGAGGAACUUCCUGGGAUACUGCUAUCAAGAAGAGAAUUUCCAAAAUGAUGAGUGUCCUGUAAGAAGAGAUCCACUUCCGUGUAUAUUUUGUUGCCACGCUUUGACGACAUUAACUAAUAGGAUAUAAUUAUAAGAUUGUUGCAUAUGAGUUUACAGAUUGCCAUUCUUGUUUUUCUGACCA